AUGGGUGAGACCCUCGCGCGCGCCACGCUUGUCGGUCUCGCACUCUUGAGACUCGCGUUUGCGUUCGCGCCUGGAUACGUCCAUCCGGAUGAGUGGUUUCAAUCCAACGAAGUCACCGCUGCGAACGUGUUCGGGACAGAGACGCAGUUGCCGUGGGAAUACACCGCCGACGCGCCCGCAAGAUCAAUCUUAGGCGCGUACGCGAGUAGUGGAUUAUCGUAUCUCAUCGCGUGCGCGAUCGCGCGGGCGACGGGCGCCGCGUUAGACGUAUCGUGGGUGACGACGUAUGCGCCGCGGUUGGCGCUGUGCGCGGCGUCGGCUACGGUUGACUUGGCGGUGGUAUCGUGCGCGAGGGCGGUGGGAUCGGCGACGACUGGGGCGGUGAAUGAAGCGGGUGUAUUGUUUGCGACAUCUUGGGUGACUUUAGUGCUGCUCGUUCGGCCUUUUAGUAAUUCUUUGGAGACAUAUGCGACAGCGGCUUGCGCGCUUGUCGCGACAACUGAACGCAAGUAUUUAGGACCCGUCUCGCGCUGUGUCGCUAUCGGCACGAUAGGGAUGGUGAGUAGUUUUAUAAGGUUUACGAGCGGUGCGUUCAUCGCGCCUUGGGCGGUGUAUGUGGUUGCGAGAGCGCGAGAAAAGUCGCCACUGACGAUGUUGGUCGGCGUUUGGAGUGGUGCGAUGGCGGCGAUUCUCACCGCGGUGGUGUGCAUCGUGAUCGACACGGCAUACUUUAGCGAUACGAAUAUGCUCAAUGUGUGGGUUUGGACGUCAAAGAACUGGAUCAUCACGCCGUGGAACUCGUUCAGAUAUAACGUCAACGCCGAUAACUUAGCGCGGCACGGUUUACAUCCUAGGUAUUUGCACGUCCUCGUCAAUGGUCCUUUGAUGUUCAGCGUGCUGUGGCUCGUCAGUCUCAGUGCACUGAUGCGAAGAAGACGAGACGCAUCGUCGAGAGAUUUAAUCGUGCGAACUCUUUGGGCGAGUGUUUUGUUUCCUCUCGCGGCGCUUUCGCUUGCGCCGCAUCAAGAGCCUCGAUUUCUGACGCCGAUGAUUCUUCCUAUGUGCGUCUUGGCGGCGCACUACUCGAGAAGUACAUUAGUUUCUCGAAAGCGGCGAUUGUUCGCGAUCUGGAUCGCAAUUAACGCGCUAUUGGCGUGUUUAUUUGGCGUAUUACAUCAAGGCGGAGUCGUGCGCUCGAUGCGAACUCUAGCGAAAACAGAUGCCGCAUUCGAUGGCGGCUCGAGCGGACGCUUCGCGCUAUUCUGGAAGACAUAUUCACCCCCGCUCUCGAUUCUCGCCCAAUCGAGCGGUGAGUCCGAUCUCGUUUCGGUCUAUGACGCCGCCGGCGCGAGCGUCGAUGACGUGCGGGAACUCCUCCUCGCCGCCACUUCCAAGGGCGUUUGCGUCGCUGACCAGCCCAUGUGCACGACUUCGGCCAAGAAUAUCAUCAUCAUCGCUCCCGCCCUCGCGUUCGAACGUCUGCGCGAACGCACACAGAAUUUGGACUAUGAGCGCGUCUUAUCCAUCUUUCCGCACCUCUCCUUGGACCACCUCGACGACGUCUUCGACGCCUUCGCGUCUGGCAACCGCCGCGAGCGCUUCGCGCUCGUCAAGAAAUCCCUUCAAUUAACCGUGCAUCGCGUCCGUUACCCUUAG
Molecule: messenger RNA, 1656 nt
Organism: Ostreococcus lucimarinus CCE9901
Lineage: Eukaryota; Viridiplantae; Chlorophyta; Mamiellophyceae; Mamiellales; Bathycoccaceae
Exons: 1
Coding region: 1-1656 (551 amino acids)
Biological process (GO): GPI anchor biosynthetic process
Cellular component (GO): endoplasmic reticulum membrane
Molecular function (GO): alpha-1,2-mannosyltransferase activity
Source: RefSeq, a predicted model, not a curated record